Parnassius mnemosyne (clouded apollo) is the source of this 2220-nucleotide messenger RNA. NCBI's taxonomy places the organism in Eukaryota, Metazoa, Arthropoda, Insecta, Lepidoptera, Papilionidae. The record is from the annotation of a GenBank genome assembly.
AUGUACUCCGCGUCAACAACAUCGACGACCACGUCGGGAUCACGUGGCGAUACUGCUGCGGGUUCGUCGGAGCGGCGCGUCCGCGUCGUGCGUUUGCUGAGACCGCGACGGGCAGCUCCAGCGUUCGGGUUCUCCUUGCGCGGGGGCCGGGAACAUACCACAGGGUUCUUCGUAUCGAAAGUAGAUUUAAACUCCGAAGCUCAUCUUCAAGGUUUAAAGGUCGGGGAUCAAAUAGUGAGUGUGAAUGGAUAUCGGGUGGACGACGCCGUGCACGCUGAGUUAGUACACUACCUCACUUCGCAGUCCAGACUGAAGAUUAAAUUGCGACACGUCGGCAUGAUACCUGUCAAAGAAAAGGAGUACGAGCCUCUGUCUUGGCAGUUCGUGUCGGAGCGCACGUCGCUUUCAUCCGACGUGUCCUCGUCGCCGACACUGUGCCAUAACACGGACCACCUCACCGAAAUGCGCCUCUCAAUAUUGGUCCCACCGAGAGCUAAACUUGGCUGCGGAAUUUGCAAAGGACCAGACUGGAAGCCUGGGAUUUUCGUACAAUUCGUGAGAGAUGGUGGUAUAGCAAAAGAGGCUGGUUUACGACCCGGUGACCAGAUUUUAUCAUGCAACGGUCAAGAUUUCACAAACGUUUCCUUCAAUGAGGCCAUAUCAGCAAUGAAAGUGAUUGGGCGCCUCGAGCUGGUUAUUCGGGAAGGCGCUGGGACUGAGUUAGUGUCACCGGAGAGUUCGGGAUACAACAGUUCGGCGUCCUCAGCAGCAGGCGAGCGCAGUCCAGCACCAAUUACUCCCGUCGUUCCGCUGGCUCCCCCAGCAGCAUUACGACGAAGACUAGCAAGCGUCGCUGAGGAGGCGGCUGAUAGAGCUGACAGAUUGACCCUGAACAGAAUGAAGAGAAGAACAUGGGACAGUCUAGAUUUUAAAUGGAAGAAAGACGACACACACAAUUUCGAUGCACCCUCUGAUAUAGAGCCCGAUUAUGACAGCCCUAGUAUUCCAAACAACCCACAUACGUACGAAAAUAAGACUCACAUGAAAAAUAAACUAGAAUUUGAACCUGCAAGGGUUACGAGUCCAUUAAAUAGAACUAUUAUAAACCUGACAGAAGAUGGCGCCACCAUACAGUGUAGCUAUGAUAAUCAGACUCCUAGAAAAAGUGUUUCAGCGAAUGAGACGAACAGAGAUAACGAUAAGAAGACUUUUGUAGUAGAAGUGCAUCACAUGACGGCUGCUUCUUGUGCCAAUACGCGUUGCAACUUCCCACCACCUGUGAAGAAUGAUGUAAAUUCUGACACAACAAGUAUAUCUAGUUCUGCGACGUUAUCCAGCGCUAUCGCCGAGGAAAUACAAAGACGGAAAAUGAAUAAGAAAACCCCACCGGACAACAAUAAAAUGCCAAAUCCAGUAAAAAAGCCGACUGUUCCAAAACCGUUAGAAAAUGAUAAGAAAAAGCAACACGAUGCAUUAAUAGAUGAAUUCAAGAAAGUCCAUCGUAAAAUGUUCGCAAACCAAGAUGUGACAAGCGAUGAAACGGAAAAGAACGUUGGAGACAGCACAAACCGUAUGGAUCGUCAAUCAUCGCUGCAAUUAAGAAAACCCGAGGCCAUCGCAACGGAAUCUCUCAAAAUUAAUGGUGAAUUACAACACACGGAAAAAACGGACAAUCCUCCACCUCCGCCUCCGAUGCCAAUAGCGAAUGGUCAUCAAAACGGUGAAAGUAAAAGCGUUAAUAAUCAAAAGCCGAAACCAGAAAAAUUAGAUCGUGUAAAUUCGAAUAUAAGAAAGAAUGGAACACUUAAUCGAACACCGACUCCUGAUUAUAACACCAAAAGCGAUUCCCAAUUACAGUAUAAUUUAAAAAAUAUUAAAGAAGAAAAUGCAGAAAUAGAGUCACUAGAAUCCUACAAAUUAAAAAAUCCUCUAAAUGUUCAACCUAAACCACCAUCUAACUAUUUUAUUAAAGCGCCAAAUGGAACGGCAACUAUGAAAAAAAUUGCUCGACCCGUAUCAGUUACUAUAGGGGAAUACGUUAAUAAUGUCGGCAGGAGGGAACCAUUAAAGUUAGAUUUUCUUAAUGGAGAUAAAGUCGAUGGUCAUUUAAUUCCUGACGAUGAACCUAUAUCUAGUAGACUGCAAUCGGAAUUAGCUCUUACACUUUCUAGAGCCAAUUUACGUAAGAAGACUGAAGCCUUGGCUGAUGCUGGGCGAUGA